UGAGAGUGACUCAGUACCUCUUAGGCACAGGCUGCUCUUUACCAGAGCAAUCACAAACUCGAACAAAACAUCUCUCUUCAGACCGCAUUCAUUCUUGAUACUUCCCAUCAAAGGCAUCCUCAGCCAAUAGCCAAUACAGGUUGCUUCAGCAGAAGAUACACCGAACAACUUCAACAGCCAAACCACUCAAUCGACAGCAAAGAUGUCUAGAUUCUACCAUUACCCAUCACCCGAAGAGGCAGCCGCCAUGGAAGCAUCAUCCGCCCUCGAAGACAAGAUAUUCGUCUGCAUCAUGGUAUUUAUGCUCGCUGUCCUGGCCCUUACGAACAUGUUCGUCUUCUACCACCUCUGCAUCGCCUCUCCGCGAAAGAUCAACGUGGAUAGCGACCUCGAGCUUCAGGCCCUUGAUCGAAAGGUCGAGAUCAAGUGGUGGCUCCACGACUACGAUUCCGAGUAGGGGAAUAUAUCCAACCGAGGCUAUGGGUGGAAUCGGUAUGA
Annulohypoxylon truncatum is the source of this 498-nucleotide messenger RNA. RefSeq lists its product as uncharacterized. The transcript is spliced from 2 exons. Lineage: Eukaryota; Fungi; Ascomycota; Sordariomycetes; Xylariales; Hypoxylaceae. The record is from RefSeq and is a predicted model, not a curated record. Bases 203 to 457 code for a protein of 84 amino acids.